UCAAUGUAAGGUAAAAAGGAGCUUCCUUAACAAUCGUUCAACCAAUUAAUCUGAUCCUUGUCAAUUUACGGUAAAUUUUUGUCUUCUACCUUCAAAAUUUUACUAUUCACCAAUACAGAAUGUUAUGUGUUUAAAGAAGCUUCAUUUUUACAGAAGGAACCUUUACUUCUAUCUAUAUUUUUUGUGCAAUUAAUUAUCUAAUAAUAGUUGUUCAAUUAAAUCGAUGGAAUAUUAGAUUGUUUUUAUAAAUGGCGGUUAAAUUUCAUUUUUCGCGAAACUUGACUUGUUAUGAAUGUUAUGAUUUCGUUUGAACUAUGAGAUGUUAUCACAGUCUCUUCUUUGGUUUGUCAAUCUGUUAAUAAUUGUUGUCUUCAGUGGCAUUGACUCAUCAACCCAUGGAUUUACAAAUAGAGUUUCUGAUAGAUUGAUGAGAUUCUGGAGAAAACCUUUUACUCGUAAAAGACUACAAUCUACUAAUUAUAAUAGUAGCAAACAAUUAGUGCCAGUUGUGUAUUUAUUUCGCAGACCAAGACUUCAGGAUAAUCUCUCUGGUUUUCCCGGUUUAAAUGGUCUCUCUGGUUCAAAUGUUCCUGGUUAUGUUACAAUAUCUGACGAUGACUUACCAGAACAAGACGAUUCUUCAAAUAGCCAAGGAUUGGAUCCAAUAAUUAAAGGAAUCAAUAAUGCAGUCCAAUCACUUGGAAUACCCAAUUUAAGCUCAAGCGGACAAAGCUCAGAUUCAAAGGAUCCUUCAUUUUCAUUUGACCAAAGUGACCGAAUACCGAUUGGAGGUUCUUUUGACUUUAAACCUUUUGAUACCUACAAGAAGCAAAUCGGACCAACUGGUACAUUUGGUCAUGAGUUUCUUGGUCACGGACAUGGACAUCAUUUUCCCUUUCACUUCUUCCAUCCAGGAUUUCAUCACGGCUUCGGAGACUCUCAUGGAAAGUCCAAAGUCCAUUACAUUCCUAUGCCUUAUCCUUAUCCAGUUGUCCACAUGAAGCACAUCAAACACCAUCAAGAACAUCAUAAUAAUGACGUUUCUUCAUGGGUUUGGGGUAUCCUGUUAGCUGCACUUUUACCUAUCCUUCUAGGAGCACUUUUACUACCUUUGGGUCUUCUCUUUGGCCUCAGUCUGCUUACUCUAUUAGCCGUUGCUGGUGGUGCUGGAGGUGGAGGUACAUUCAUCCCGAUCAAUGGAACCGGCACCGCAGUACCAGCAGGUAGACGAAAACGAAGUAUUUCUCCUGAGCUUUGGGAUCGAGAGCUUCUAGAUGCAAUUGAAUCUUUUAUUCUUGAUUGUAUUCAGAAAGGCAGCAGUUUGUAAAUCUUUUUAUCUCUCAUUCUCAUUCCCUAUUCACAAUUUCAUUUAUAUUCCCAUAAACGCCAUAAUGUUCAAAUUUUGAAGGAUCAUGUGCAUCCAAUAACUUAAAAAUUUCAUGAUUCGCUUUUCUACAUUUAAUUUAUUUUAUUUAAUCAUUCAAUAAAUCAAUCAUUAUAACAUUAAUUUUAUUUUCAUUGUA
Tetranychus urticae (two-spotted spider mite) is the source of this 1523-nucleotide messenger RNA. RefSeq lists its product as uncharacterized. Lineage: Eukaryota; Metazoa; Arthropoda; Arachnida; Trombidiformes; Tetranychidae. The record is from RefSeq and is a predicted model, not a curated record.